This is a messenger RNA of Eriocheir sinensis (Chinese mitten crab), 1808 nucleotides long. RefSeq lists its product as uncharacterized. The record is from RefSeq and is a predicted model, not a curated record. The transcript is spliced from 6 exons. Lineage: Eukaryota; Metazoa; Arthropoda; Malacostraca; Decapoda; Varunidae. The coding region runs from base 66 to 806 and encodes 246 amino acids.
GGUACCGGUACCUGCCCACCCCUACCAGUGUACAGCAAGAGCAAGAGGAAGUUGCGCGCGCAUCCAUGCAGCCUCUCCUUUGCCUCAACAUUGCAACCCGCGGGGGCACAGCCGACGUCAUCUUUAAUCAGAAAAAUAUGCGGGUUCUUCGGAGCAGCAAGCCACACUCCUUCAAUUCCUCAAAUUCCCGCGAAUCAAGUGUCAACAAACAGCGUCCGUUCAAAAUGCCGCUUCCCGACCUGAAAAAUAUGCGGGUUCUUCGGAGCAGCAAGCCACGCUGCUUCAGUUCCUCAAACUCCCUCAAAUCAAGUGUCAACAAACAGCGUCGGUUCAAAAUGACGCUUCCAGACCUGAAAAAUAUGCGGGUUCUUCGGAGCAGCAAGCCCCUCCUAUCGCCACGCUCCUUCAAUUCUUCAAACUCACGCAAAUCAAGUGUCAACAAACAGCGUCCAUUCAAAAUGCAGCUGCCCAACCUGAAAAAUAUGCGGGUUCUUCGGAGCAGCAAGCCCCUCCUAUCGCCACGCUCCUUCAAUUCCUCAAACUCCCGCGAAUCAAGUGCCAACAAACAGCGUCCGUUCAAAAUGCAGCUUCCCGACCUGUUUCAGACAGAGGCACUACACCGUGAUAUCCUCAACAGGAAUAAAACAGCAUUCAACCAGGUUAUUGAGCGGUACAUUUCCCUGGCACACGGACUUCCUCCUCCACUAGAUGAAUGUCCCUACCAGUCUCCACACAACAUCAAAAACAAACCAAGUUCAACUCACUUAGACCCCAGAAGAACCUUUCCAGGACAGGUGCAACCAUAAAAACCAGCACUGUCUCCCCAGCGAUCUCAUUGAGGCAAGAUUCAUGUUGUGAUGAGGAUGAUCUUGUUAGAGAAGUAGAGGAAUCACUGCAGAGGAGGAAACAACAGCUUGGGUUAAGUGAUGACUUUAUAUGUGAGGAGAUAGAGGAUAAUGAGGUUGAUGAGGAUGACCCCACAUGGGAUGGCUCUCAUUACCAUGCCAGGGUGAAUUUACCCAGCAGAUUGCAUAAAAAGAGAAAGCUUUCUGAUAAUCUUAUUACAAACACAGUGGGGUUAUCUGACGAAAACAAGUCUCGAAAGAAAGCAAAAGCACCUGUGGAUGAAGUAAGCCUUUCCCAAAACAAAACUGCUGAUUUGAGGCAGCUUUCUGUGCAGGACAGGCUUUCAGAUGUGAGCAACUUACCAAGAAGAAGAGGUAGACCUUCCAAAAGAAAGUCAGUGCUGGAGGUGAAUGAUGAGGGUAAUAUAUCAAAGAAAAGAUGUAGAUCGCCCAAACAAAAGUCAGUGCAGAAGGUGAGCGAUGAGGGUGAUACAUCAAGGAAGAGAGGUAGACAGCCCAAAGCAAAAGUGACGGCAGAGAGUCAAGAAAAUCUGAAUCAAAACAACCCAAGGAAUGAACCCAAACGGAGAGGCAGACCAUCCAAGAAGAAUAAAGCAUUGAGUCUUAACCCCACCAAGGACAAAACUUCAAACAUAAGGUCAGGUGAUGAAAACAAAGAACCGAAACGGAGAGGCAGACCAUCCAAGAAGAAUAAAACAUUGAGUGUGAACCCCACCAAGGACAAAACUUCAAACACAAGGUCAGGUGAUGAAAACAAAGAACCGAAACGGAGAGGCAGGCCAUCCAAGAAGAAUAAAGCAUUGAGUCUUAACCCCACCAAGGACAAAACUUCAAACACAAGGUCAGGUGAUGAAAACAAAGAACCGAAACGAAGAGGCAGGCCAUCCAAGAAGAAUAAAGCAUUGAGUCUUAACCCCACCAAGGACAAAACUUCAAACACAA